Molecule: messenger RNA, 4044 nt
Organism: Purpureocillium lilacinum
Lineage: Eukaryota; Fungi; Ascomycota; Sordariomycetes; Hypocreales; Ophiocordycipitaceae
Biological process (GO): ribosome biogenesis
Cellular component (GO): nucleolus
Source: RefSeq, a predicted model, not a curated record
AUGACCGAUCUCAUCAAGACCGCCAGAGGUCUUGACCAGACUGGCCCGGGGGACAAUGGACAGAACCUGCAGCUUUUGUGGAAUUGCUUGGCUGCAGCUUCGGAGGGCCAGUUUCACGCCGCCGAGGAGAGCAGCCUGCGAUGGCUGCUCAAAUCCAUGAACGGCUCUUCUCCGAGCGCAGAGCUGCUGCGUCGCUACCCGCUGACAUGGACCAUCCUCGACUGCGUCUUCCAGCGAAUCCCUCUCUAUUCUCUUGCCAAGUCGCUGGCCGACAGAAAGUUCAUCGCCGUUCUGCAGCAGACGUUGAAGGACAUUUCAAAACCCGUCGCCACAGCCGCCUCCGCAACGCCGCCGAAACGGAAACGAAGCCCCAGCAUCCGGUUUGACUUGGCCGAUUUGCGAUCUCACCACGGCUGUCUGGAGACGUCGCAAGAGCUAUUCAAGACGCUCAGAGCGCUGUUGCAGCGGCUCGAGACCACGACUGAGAGCUUCUCCCGUGACAAGAUUGGAGCGGAACACAUCAAGUCCCUAUUCGGCACCUCGGCCGCCGAUGCCACCACGAUAGCUGCCCCGGCUCUGGCGAUAUGCGGCCAUCUGUUAAGCUCCGACGUCAACCGUGACAUUGAAGACGCCGAGAACUGGGUACAAACAAUUUCGUGGAUGUGGGACCUCCAUCUCCAGGGACGGGAUGAUGUGCUCGAGGUUGCGAACCGGCUAUUCAGGCCGUCCGCGAUAGUACUUGCCAAGCUCGGUGGAUUCUCGUCAACCGAGUCUGCAGACGUGUCCGACACUCUACGAAACCGGUGGACCAGCGACCUCAUGUCCCUCAUGCACCGCAACCUCAUUCUCCCUGGCAGGGCUACCUUUGUCAACUUGAAAUCAUUCGAGGCAUUCGCCAAUGCUCUGGAAGUGUCCAAGGACAUCAUCAAUCUGUCAGGGCCUGCUUUGUAUCUCCUGUCGUCUAGCGUCUCUAGCCAUGUGGCCGAAGGCGAGCAGCGCAAGGGCAACGUCGAGUGGAUUCAACACGUUUUCCAGGCCAUCGAGCACAUGAUCAAAGGCCGGCCCGAUCGAAGUGUGCUGAUGCAAGCAAUUCUGAGCCAGGCCAUACAACGGUCUACGUCCGUCAAUGUCCGCGACCUACGACGUGUGUGUCGCGAGUAUGGCUUGCAAGGGGCCGAAACCGACUGGCCGCUGGUAUCCAAGGCGGCAACAUGUGACCCGGACAUCUUCCAGCUCUCCGACGAGGGUGCGGAGCUGCGGAGAGAAGUGUGCAACCGGACCAUGACUGCGACUGGCGACGAGACGGAACGCGACGCUGUUUUGAACGUCGUCAAGGCGAUCCGGGAUGGGUUCCAAACUCGGCGCGACUUUCCAAGCUUCUUGCAAUUAUGUUUUGAGCAGCUAUGCGAAGCCGAACGACAAAACCUCGACGGCAAUUCGCCGUGGUUCGGACUGGCACAGCAGAUGAUGCGGGUUGACUCAAAAACGUCGUGGAUGGAGACUGAAAUGUCACCUUCACAACUUGUAGGUCUGCUUUCAUGGGUCGAGACGCAAGACGCAAAGCCUCAGCCACGAUCGACUUGCGUGUUCACAAGCAUGAUUGCGCAGGCCGUCAAGAGCGAAGGCUUUGUUGACGCGGUUGGGCGGAGGUUGUUCGACAUCGUCUCACCAAUCAAGAGCUCACCUGCCACGGCUCUCAGAUGGCGAGUCACGGCUUGUACGAUUUCGGUGGCGACGCCAGAUGAGAGGUCCACGAUCUGGGAAUCCGUCAAAGACCGUCUGUCUAAGAUUUUGAGAAAGUCACCCAUCGAGAGCCUUGAGACGUAUGAGGCCUUCAAGUGCUCCUACGCGGCGUGGGACUCUAUGAGUUCUGAUGGCGAGCAUGUCGCCGGGCCUGCAUCUUUGGUGGAGCGAUUUACGCAACGCCUUGCCGACGAGAUGGCGUCAGGCACUGAGAACAAGGAUGACAACCCGCUGAAGGUGGACGACGCGACGGCCUCAAGGCUGCAGUUCAGCGCAGCGUACCAGCCAUACCUAGCUUGGUACCUGUACGGGUCAAGCAGAUACAUCAAAAUGUACUCGACGAAGAAGGGAGAACUCCCUCAACCCUUAGCCAAUGCGCUGUCGACACGAACGGCCAGCGUUGAUGAGCUACGAUCGCUAUGGAACGGACUGAUUAGCAACGACGACAACCUCAACGACACCAAACUUGGGAGAGAUCUCGUUGAUCGGCUGAUAACGGGACUAGACAGUCCGGAAAAGGAGAAGAGCUGGCCGGGAGCGGAGGCACAGCUAUGGAUUGCCACUCUAACAGCCAUUCCGGUCGAUGUCUACAGCCGAACGCAGCGUGAGCGGCUCAUGGCUGUGCUCGGAAAACGACGAACAAAGAUGGCCAAGUCUCCGAAGAGAACAUCUUUAAACGCUUGGAGGCUUGUAUUGGACCUGGCGACGAAGAUGGCAGGGCGCCCGACUUUCUACGAGGACAUGAGCUUCAGAGACUUGGUGGAACUCGCAGGCGCCAUGUCCGGGUUGUCUCUUGAGGAUUCAGUUGACAGCGGGGCCGCUCUCGAGACCGUGAAACGAUUUGCCGGUAUGGCUUCUGCAACAAUACGACAAAUGGCCGAGAAUAUCGACGCACGAAGCUUGGCCUACUUCAAGGAUGCGGGCGCCUUUGUUUCAGACUGCGAAAAGUCGGCACCAAAAGCAGGUGGCAAGGGCGCGGAACCUCUGUUUACCACGUUGCUCAAGGCGCUGGUGACAGAGCUCAUGCGGUCGCCCAACUGCCAGAAUCAUGAACAGCUAGGCCCCCUGGCGGGCCAGGCAAAGAAUGUCCUGGCGAGAUAUAUUAUGGCCAUCGUCAACAACAUUGCCUCCGAGAAGACCCCCUUGGCAACUCACGACGCGAUUGGUGAUUUGGGCCUCUACGCCGCCGUCGAUGCGGCGGACGCCGUUGGAGACUUUGCGAGCUUGGCCGGUGGUGUCAAAGCCUCUCACUUACGCAAGCUUGAGAAGCAGUGCAAGGACGCCAUGAAACAGGGAGACUUGCGAGGGUGGAAGCUGCAGAUCUUCAUCCAGACGUAUCUGUCGGCGCAAGUGGAGGGAGCCCUUCCAACCACUUACGAUGGCCUUGACAAGCUACCGUCUCAACUUCGGGUUCCCCUUUUGAAGGAACUUGUCAUCGGCGUGACGAAGCACAUGAGCACCUCUGCUCGUUUCGACUAUCUAAGUGUGCUGCUCGAUGAGUUUGAAAGGGGCUGCGACACCGACGGCCAAGUCAUUGCCAUCGAGACCGUCGUCGACCAGCUUCUUGACCUCACCAACGUGCAAACCAAUGGCGAAUUUAGUCUGGCGGCGGCACAUACUCAGUUGGCUGCCUGUCUCGCUAAGCCAGUUGCCAACGCCUCCUCCAUCUGUGGCAUCCUCCGCGCCUUGCUGGAGAAGAGGCCACAGGCCAUGACGCAGUGGAACAUCGAGCUCACCUUGAGCAUUGCUUGCGACUUGACCUCCCCCACAUCCAACCAGUCGCACGUAUCGUUCCCCUGGCUAUGCAGGCUAGUUGAGGUGGUCAUCAAGAAGCACCGGCUCCGCCUCGAGGGCCACUACCACCUCCUACUCAGCACACUGCAGGCCCUCAUGCAAGCCCUAGUAAUCAAGACACCAUACAGUACCACCAGCAGCGAAAACUCGCAGGAAACAAACGCCCACCGCUACGCCCGACUCAUCACCCUCAUCUGUGAGCCCACUGCGGGGGCCGUCUCCCGCUCACAGCUGCACAGCGCCCUCGAUUCUGCGACUGACGCGGCGAAGAGAUCCGCCGGCCGGCACAUGUACAUGGUGCUGAUGCAGUACGUCAAGCUGCAGCUUGAGGAGAAUGUGCCCGGAUCCGUCAGGGAGGCGUUGGAGCCCGCCAUGAACUCCAUCUUUGACAUUACGACGCCGGAGGGGAGGAAGAUUCUCAACGACGCCCUGGACGCCAGCGGGAGGACAAUCUUGCGAGAAAUGUACAAGCGAUAUGUCAAGUUUGGCAAAUGGAGCGGCGUCUAG